Molecule: messenger RNA, 4871 nt
Organism: Ylistrum balloti
Lineage: Eukaryota; Metazoa; Mollusca; Bivalvia; Pectinida; Pectinidae
Product: radixin-like
Exons: 14
Coding region: 278-2038 (586 amino acids)
Biological process (GO): regulation of cell shape; regulation of organelle assembly; positive regulation of early endosome to late endosome transport
Cellular component (GO): microvillus; cytoskeleton; apical part of cell
Molecular function (GO): cell adhesion molecule binding; actin binding
Source: RefSeq, a predicted model, not a curated record
AACACAGCUACAGUGACGAGGUGUAUCGAAGGUAAAACCGUUCGGAUAGCAAACUUACAAUUCUAUCCUAGAGGGGUCCUACCAUUGCUCAUUAUCGUGAGUGUCACACCCUGGAGGCCAUAAUAGAACCGGUCCCGUAGAAGUAAGUGUAUGAUUUAACAACACAUUACUAAAUAAGGGGAACACUUUUUAGAUUGGGUUUGCCCCUCCGUGGACAUUUACUUCCCUUUACCUUGGACUAUCCCAUUCCCUGUCUUUGGUGAACCUUACUCCAGAAAUGCCUAAAACGGUUAACGUGCGCGUCACCACCUUGGACGCUGAGUUGGAGUUUGCCAUCCAACAAAGUACCACAGGAAAACAGCUCUUUGAUCAGGUUGUCAAAACUAUCGGUUUGCGAGAGAUAUGGUUCUUUGGUCUCCAGUACAUUGACACCAAAGGCUACACAACUUGGUUGAAACUCAACAAGAGGGUUUUGAAUCAAGAUGUCAAAAAAGAAACACCAGUACAGUUCAAAUUCAGAGCCAAGUUUUUCCCAGAGGAUGUAUCAGAAGAACUCAUCUUGGAAGUCACACAAAGGAUGUUUUUCCUGCAAGUGAAGGAAGGUAUCCUUAGUGAUGAGAUAUAUUGUCCACCUGAGACAUCCGUCCUGCUAGCCUCCUACGCCUGUCAGGUAAAACACCAAGGCAAGGAUGGUGUGGACCUUUCCAACGACACACUCCUACCCCAAAGAGUAAUCGACCAGCAUAACCUCACCAAAGACCAAUGGUAUGAGCGCAUUGCAAACUGGUAUGCAGAGCACAAGGGAAUGCUUGUAUGUGAUGCCAUGUUGGAAUAUCUUAAAAUAGCACAAGAUUUGGAAAUGUAUGGUGUGAACUACUUUAAAAUCAAGAACAAGAAAGCUACAGUGCUAUUACUAGGAGUGGAUGCCCUCGGCCUCAAUGUUUAUGAAGAAAAUGAUAAAUUGACACCAAAAAUAGGAUUCCCAUGGAGUGAAAUUAGCAAUAUCUCUUUCAAUGACAAGAAAUUUAUCAUCAAACCUAUUGACAAGAAAGCACCUGACUUUGUGUUUUAUGUAGAACGUCUUAGAAUAAACAAACGGAUCCUAGCACUUUGUAUGGGAAACCAUGAACUUUACAUGCGCCGUCGCAAACCUGACACUAUUGAAGUGCAGCAAAUGAAAGCACAAGCAAAGGAGGAUAAACUCCAAAAGAAGGAGGAUGCUUUGCAAUUGCGAAAGGCUACGGAGGACAAAGAAGAAGCCGAGGAACAACGUCGUCUGGCGCAUGAACAAUGCCGUCUGGCGGAGGAACAACGCCGUCUGGCGGAGGAAAAACUUCUCUUUAAAGAGGAACUACUUAGAAAGCAAGAAGAAGAGCUCAAACUGCAACAGGAUGAGCGUAUGGAGAUUGAGAGGAAGCUCCAUGAGAUGGCCUUGUUAUCCUCUGCAGUAGAAGAGAAACAAAACCAGCUGGAUGAAACAACCAACCGCAUGAACGAACUUGAAUCACGCCUUGAGAGUAUGAAGGAAAUGAGUGAAGCAGAAAAACAGAAACUGGAAGAGGAAUUGAGGCAAAAAAUGAUGGAGUUGAAGGACCAAAAUGAGGCGUAUCAGAACCAGUUGCAAGAGCAAGAGAGUCUCCAGGCAAAGAUUGAGGCUGCACGUAUUCAGGCCGAGGAGGAACGGGCGAUGCGCGAACAGAAGGAACGGGAGUUUAGGGAGGCAGAACAGUCGCGUCUUGACAUGGAAGAGAAACUCUCGCAAAUGAAAGAGUCUGAAGAUGAAUCGGCUGAUCUUAAGGGUGGUGAGAAUGUUCCACGUCCAGAGGAAGACAGAGAUGUAUACUCGUCUGAAAGCAAUAAGAACAGACUUGAGUCUCUGAGUGCAGAACUUGAGAAAGCCAGGAUUGAAGGAAAAGAAACACAUAAUGAUAUCCUCCACACAGAGAAUGUCAAACAGGGUCGUGACAAGUACAAGACGCUAAAACAGAUCAGACAAGGCAACACCAAGAAGCGAAUAGAUGAGUUUGAAUGUCUCUAAGACGCACACCAUGCCAUCUCCUUUGUGAUUGAGCUUGGGUGUAGUGACACGCUGUUGUAAUGAUGGUCGACAUUUGUCCAGAUACAGUUUGUGUCUGUUAUAUAUAGACUUACGUAACAGAAAGGAAACGGCACACAUCUCCAGAACAAACGUCUAUUUUUUACUUGAGGAUGUAUAGGAUUCAUAUCAGUUUGUUGCAAGUAUAUAUAUGAUACAAAAAUAUAUAUGUAUGACAUUUCAUGUACGUAUAAAGGAAUGUGUUGAAAGUUGAAAAAUGUGGAGAUGAGUUUAACAUAAACUACUAUUGAUAUUUGAGAAUUUCCUCUUCUGUAAAUAUUGAAUUAUAUGAAAGGUAUAUAGAGGGUUGUCAGAACGAUAGUUCACAGAAUGGUGCACUAUGGGUGUGAUCCAUAUCUACUGUCUCUCACUCUCCUCUUUCCUUCAUUGCUUUCUCUUCCUACCUACUGCAAAUUGUUACUUAAAUGGAUUUCAAAUACUUUACCAGAAUUAUUAUAUUUAUGUAAUAUUUGAAGACUCUUGUACUAAUUAAGGACUUUUUAGUACUGUAAGCAGAUUAUCUUUGUAAUGUAAAUGAAUAUACUGGUAUCCUUCCAUAUUUCAUGACCUGUUUCACUAAAUGAAUCUGGUUAUACUUUAAUAGUAUAAGUUAAGAGAUUGACCAUUGAAGGGAUUAUUCAAAAAGCAGAGUAAAGAUUUAUGCACAUAGCUUACCUUAAACUGUAAUCAAAGUAUAAAUCAGUUACUUGAUAAUUAACAAAUUUAAUUAUGUUCCUAUUUUUUACACCUGAAAUAUUUAUUUCAACUUUCUACAUUUCAGUAACCACUAGUGGAGUUAAAUGUAAUAUCGAAACACAGUUUUUCUAAUAUGUUGUAAUGAAGACAAUUACUUCCUGGAUGUAACUUUAUUGUAAUAUUUUCUGUAACAAUCGUCCUAUGCAUUAUGAAAAUCAGUUCUGAUGUGUACUUAUUGAUGCACCAGUUGUAUUUCAUCAGUUUCCAUUCCAGUAGAUUAGGGUAACACAAAAUAUAUUUAGAAGUACAAAUCGGUUAUACCCAUAUCCUGCUGACACCAAAUAGAUGACUUUCAAGUAUGAUAAAGCGAAGCCCUGCUCUUUUAUCAUUUUCAUUAUUUAGUUAAAAAUAUACACAGAAAAUGUAUUCAAUUUAUUAUAUUUCUACUGUAAUAAUAUUACUUUUUUGUUAAUUUUUUAUGUGAUUGGAGAUUGAUUUUGUCCUGUAUUUACAUGUGUAUUUCAUUUUCAUGUUUUGGAUGGUAUCUUUGUCAUAGCUGAAGUGUUGGUGUUACAAUGUAUAGUUAGAUUUAUAAAGAACAAACCCUUUACAUUAUAAUCAUCGCUCUGAAUUAGUUCACUGUCCUCAUGGUAUUUAGUAUUAUUUUAUACAUAUGUCUGUGUUUAACUUUCGUAUAGCUUUUCAUUACUCAAAACAAGUGGUGAGUCUAAGCAGAGUAUAUAUGUAGUGUUGAAGGAACCAUUGGGGUAUACCAUGUUUAUAUAUUUAGCUUGAAGUUAUAUAACUUCCAUUGUUUGAUUCAUAGAAACCUUACAGCCAUAAAAUGGAACAAGAAAUUUUCAUUCCAAAAUGUAUCUGUACAUAUGGAAGUAUAAAGGUGCAUGUUUCUAACAAAGUGUUAUUUUCUUAAUUAUAUAAUCCUAAUACUUUAUGAGAUAAGUAACCCUUAAACUGAAUUUUUGGUAUAUUUUAUUUCAAAAUUGAAGUUAAAUAAAUGGUGUUUUGCUAAAGGAAUUGUAAUAAUACAGGUUUGAUGAGGCAGUUGUAGUUGGUUAUGUAACUAUUACGUAUUAUCAACUUCUACUAAUUUAAUUGAUGAAAUGUACUUACCAAGCCAUGAAUAUGUUCUCAAGUGUUCAAUAUAUGUACUGACCACAUUUGAGCCCUAAUGAUGUAUUAGAUUUUGGAGAGUUUGCAGUAAUGUAAGGGAUGAAAACAAGUGCUUUAUCUGUGCUAUCACGGACAAACAAUUACAUAUUCAUUAAGAUAUUGUUGACAUCUGUACCAGUUAUUAUUUAGUACUGUAUUUGGGAAAAAAUGUUGUGUUCAUAGUUGACAUGAAAAUCUUCAUAACUUUGUUUUUGAUAUCAUUGAUUACUCGUGUCUCCCACAUUCUACACCUUGACAUCAUUCCUGUUUGGUUUGUGGGACAAACUAGGAAUUAACAUUGUCCAUUCAAUCAUAGUGACAGUAGCUGCCAGCUGGAGAUAUUUUGUUGUAAAAUCUUUUUAUCAUUCUACCACUGGUCUGGGUUGUGUAGCCUGAUUUAAAAAAGAAAACCAUUUCAAUUUUCCUUGAAGCUAUGCAGUAUUGCUGGUUGUAGAAAGCUUGUAAUGUCAAAUGUCUUUCCAUUAACUAGGUCAGAUCACAGGGAUUGAUUUGUAGUUAUAUUCAAUAUGGUUGAUUUUGUUUACAAAUAAAAGGUAGUAAAUUGUCAUGAAGACCCAUUAAGUUAAGGCAGUUUGUUGUACCAAAUUAUCUUGCCUGCAGUUUUAUCUAUACUCACUUUAAACCUGAAUCGAUGAAGGCUUGUAACAGUUAAAAUGGAAUUUUUGCAUCAGCUGUUGAUAACGGUCACAAAGAUGGAUUUUGCACCCUUUACUGAAGUAUCACUAGGUAAGCUAAACCGUAGCAUGUCCAUAGAUGCAAAAAUGUUUGCUCCAAAUAGUAUGUAGAUUAUAUUAUUAAUCAAAGAUGUCUCAUGGAAAAAACAUAUACCAUCUAUAAAUGAAUAAUGAUAUGUAAUUGUCAAAAUAAAAUCAUUGGAGUAAUGGUACAA